UCAAUAAGAAAUUAACGUUAUUCAUCGUUUAAAAAAAUGCAAAAAUGACGACUUUAUUAUCAGUACUGCAUUAUUGUAGCACGGAAAUAAGCCUUGGAAAUUGAUAAAACAAACGAUUUAACGCGCCGUCGCGCAUACUUCUCGAACGAUAAUCAACCGGCCAGUUAUACCGUUGAUAAGCGAUAAUUCAGUAACAUAUUACGCAUAUAAUGUGUAUAUGGAAUGAGUUAGAUGACAGUGAGGUGGUUGCACGUUAAUCACAAUGAAGAUGGAUUUUCAUUUGGGGGUGCAGGAGGAGACGGCAUUGCUGAUGCCUGAAAAACCUGAAUGGCAGGAAUUCUCCACGGAAGAUCCUUCAAUGUCUGGAUUCGUCGGAUCUUUACGUGGCUUGGAAGACAAUUCUGGAAAUGCAGGACAACCUUAUCGCAGAAAUAGUCUCGCAUUAUCUCUUCAUUCGAAUUUGGCAGCUUUUCCAGUUGCUAAUAAUCAAGAAGUCUCACCUUUUCAUGUAGUUGAUUCGGCGCGGAGAAGAUUUAGCAAUGUUAGUGAUGUUGUAUCCAGAAAAAUUUCUCAUACAAUUCGAUGGAGAACGGUUUCAGCCUCAAUCGAGCUUACGGUAUCUCAAGGAUCUUCCUUAUGUGCUCAAUAUAUCCGAAAUCGUUUGAAACGGUCUGGAAUCUUUCAUCGAAAGCUUGGAUUGAAAAGAAUGAGAAGUGCUAUGUUGCUUCCUGGUGGUGCAGUUGUGGGAGAAGUUUAUCCAGAAUUAGUAUCAGUUGGAGCUGAACUCGAGAAAAUGCAUCCAAAUUUAUUUAAUCGUGUUGCACGACAAAUUGGAUGUGGUAGUUUCUCAUCAGAACAGUCUGCUAGUGAAGCUAUUGUGGAUGUCUCUAGAGAGAUGAUCAGGAAUGGUGAGAUGACUUGGAGUAAAGUGAUAGCUCUUUAUGCAAUUGCUGGUGGUAUUGCCGUGGAUUGUGUACGUCAGGGCAAACCUGAAUAUUUACCUGCCAUACAGAGAGGAAUGACAGAUGUUUUAGAAGAAGAUCUUGCUGCAUGGAUCCAAGCUAAUGGAGGAUGGUCCGCCUUAGCAACGCGAUACAGAUCUGUAACAAAAGAAACUACAUGGCAUUCGCGAAAACUUAUCCUAUUAUUUAUAUUCACUACUUUGAUUAUUUUUAUGAUUUCUAUGUUUUUAAAACUUUUAAUUUUAUAACAAAAAUUAAAUAUAAGUAAAUAUAAAAACUGAUUUACUAAUAGAGUAUUUAAAUAU
This is a messenger RNA of Apis florea (little honeybee), 1267 nucleotides long. Its product is annotated as bcl-2-related ovarian killer protein. Gene Ontology annotation, molecular function: BH domain binding. Gene Ontology annotation, cellular component: mitochondrial outer membrane. Gene Ontology annotation, biological process: intrinsic apoptotic signaling pathway in response to DNA damage; regulation of apoptotic process; extrinsic apoptotic signaling pathway in absence of ligand. NCBI's taxonomy places the organism in Eukaryota, Metazoa, Arthropoda, Insecta, Hymenoptera, Apidae. The record is from RefSeq and is a predicted model, not a curated record.